This is a messenger RNA of Brachypodium distachyon (stiff brome), 1292 nucleotides long. RefSeq names its product ankyrin repeat and SAM domain-containing protein 6. NCBI's taxonomy places the organism in Eukaryota, Viridiplantae, Streptophyta, Magnoliopsida, Poales, Poaceae. The coding region runs from base 326 to 1000 and encodes 224 amino acids. The record is from RefSeq and is a predicted model, not a curated record. Gene Ontology annotation, molecular function: protein binding. The transcript is spliced from 6 exons.
GUGUGGAUUGCGAGCCGGCGAUGAAUAGUUUCUCUUUUCCCCAGUGCAAACAAGAGCUACUGAUGCAGUGAUGCUUACGUUUGAGUAAGACAAAAAGCCGUUUGAAGUGGGCCGAUUUUGGGCAUGGGUUUCGACCCGCCAGCCCACUGGGCAAGUGGGCCGGACUGUUUAGGCCAAUCCGGGGAAUUUUCCGAAAGACACCUCCUCGUCUCCCCCUCUGUUCCCAUUCCGUCCCCGGCCUCUCCGCCGCUUCCGUCCGCUGCUCCUCGCCGACGAAAACCCUACGGCACGCGCGCCGUCGUACCUCGCCUCUCCAGCGCUCGCGAUGUACGCCGACAAGGUCUCCGGACGGAAGAGGUCCAUCAUGGACCGCCUCGGCUCGGGCGGCGGUUCUCGCCCGCGGUCCGAGUCCGCGAAAAGGUUUCGCCAAGUUGAUGGGACUUGGAGACGUGAGCUUUAUAAGGAUUCUGAAGGAAACCAAAUUUCGUCCGGACUUGCUUCCAGAAAUCUUCAAGCACACCAAAAAUCACACUUGAAGCAAAGCACUGAGGUGGUGAAGAAAUCAUCAGUACCAGAUCUCCGUGAAAAGUUAUCUGGAGUUCAGCGCCCUCAACUCAACAGUAUGGUUCAGAUCCCAAAACCUGCAGUAACAGAGAUUGCUAAGAGUGCUAAACCUGUUCAAAAGAGGGAACUCUCUGCUCCUGCUCCUUCUGCUGCUGCUGCUGCCCUUCCUGCUACUAAGAAUGUGAAUGCACCAACUGCACCGAAGCAAUCCCAGGAAAAGGCUGACUCCUCUCUUGACAGAUUACUGAAGUCCCUUGAUCUGGAGAAGUAUUCCAUAAAUUUCCAGGCUGAAGAGGUUGAUAUGAAAGCUUUGGUUCACAUGAAUGAGGAAGAUAUGAAGUCUUUAGGAAUUCCAAUGGGUCCUCGGAAAAAGAUACUAUCAGCAUUGGCUUCCAAAAGAAAGAAGUCCUCGAGAUCAUUACCGCCUACCAGCUGAAGCCAUCGUUGGCCUAGUAGCUAGAUGACUUGUUGAUUUUGGAUGUCCCUAACGCCAUGACCAUCGUUCGGAGUAACUCCAUUUACGGGCAAGAUUCCUAUCUACCGAGAUGAUGUAUAAAUAGAGAACCCCAUGAUCUGCGGUGUUGUUGUAACGCAAGACAACCAACAGUUUGCUCGUAGGAGAUCUGUUUCGAGGAUCAUUUCUGUUGCAUACCUGUUUAUGGUGAAGUAUGAUACUGCUUGCACUGCUUGCAAACUGAUCCUCUCAGGUUAAACAUCACGUUUGCUCA